AUGUCCCCAGACAAUAUCUUUGAAGCCAAGUCGUCUUCCAACGUUUCCGUGGUCCAAGAAAAGGCAGUUGACGACAUUCCGAAGGAAGAGCGACACAACAGCGACCUCGAUGCGAUCAAAGUUGAUGUCCACACUGGCCUUUACGAUGGAGUCCAACGCAACAUGAAGCAAAGACACAUCCAAAUGAUCGCACUAGCUGGUACGCUUGGAACUGGUUUGUUUUUGGGCAGCGGUAAAGCUAUCGCGCAUGCCGGGCCUGCUGGAGCAUUGCUUGCGUAUAUCCAUGUCGGCACGAUCACCUACUGCAUGCUGAUGUCUCUCGGAGAAAUGAUGUGCUACCUCCCCAUUUCCGGCGGAUACAUCCACUUUGCGGAACGCUUUGUCGACCCGGCUCUUGGUUUUGCUCUCGGCUGGCUGCAAUGGUAUAGCAACGUUGUCGGUCUCCCGACGGAAAUCAUUAGUGCGGCCCUCAUCAUCGGAUUCUGGGACUCAAGACCCGACGGGUCAGGAAUGCCCAACUCGCAUCUCGCAGGCUAUCUAACGUUAUUGCUCUUCCUUUGCGCUGCGGUCAACUUUCUUGGUGUGCGCUGGUUUGGGGAAUCAGAGUUCUAUUUUGCCCUGAUAAAAAUUGCUUUGAUUCUCGGAUGCGUCAUUGGUGGUCUCGUCAUUGAUCUUGGUGGUGGUCCGGGACAUGACCGUAUUGGCUUUCGUUAUUGGAAGGACCCAGGUGCAUUCGUCCCAUAUCUUGUCGCUGGCAAUACCGGCAAAUUCUUGGGCUGGUUCCAAACCCUGCUGCAAGCUGCUUACUCGUACCAAGGCAUGGAGACGCUUGCCAUGACUGCAGCAGAGGUCGAAAAUCCUCGCUAUGCGCUUGCUAAAGCGGUCCGACGCGUCUUUUAUCGCAUAUUGAUGUUUUAUGUCUUGGGCAUCCUCAUCGUGGGCAUGCUUGUUCGGUCAACCGACAGUGACCUACUUCAAUCCACUGGCGAUGCUGCAUCUUCGCCUUUCGUUCUUGCUAUGAAACGAGUUGGAAUCAAGAGCCUUCCCUCUGUUAUCAAUGCUGGAGUCCUUACAUCGGCCUUUUCCGCUGGAAACACUGGCCUAUAUACGUCCUCCCGGCAACUCUAUGGCCUCGCAUUACGCGGGCAAGCUCCAAAAGUGUUUGCCAAGACAACUAAAGCUGGGCUGCCCAUAAUUGCACUUGCAUUCUCGACGAUUUGGAUACUGCUCUCUUAUAUGGCAUUGUCUGACGGGGCGUCUACGGUGCUCAACUGGUUGACUAACCUCACCUCCGUUCUGGGGUUCAUGACCUGGGCUAUCAUUUGCUGGACAUACAUCCGCUUUUACAACGGUCUUCAGGCGCAAGGAAUUGAUCGCAGCCAGUUCGUCUAUUGGAAUCGUUUCCAACCGUUUCCGGCCUACUGGGCCCUGGCAUGGAGCAUAAUCAUCACGCUCUUCAAUGGCUUUGCCGUGUUCCUCAAAGGAGACUGGAAUGCGUCGGACUUUGUCAUUGCCUACAUCAACAUCCCCCUAUUUGUUUUAUUGCUCGUUGCGUACAAGGUCGUGAGAGGGUCGAAGGUGGUUGGGCUUAGGGAGAUGGACUUUAUCUCCAAUCUUCCGCCAUCGCAAAUGGUUGAUAUCCAUGAGCCAGUGCCAAAGACAAUACCGGGUAAAAUUGCAGCGUGGCUGUUCUAA
Molecule: messenger RNA, 1695 nt
Organism: Mycena indigotica
Lineage: Eukaryota; Fungi; Basidiomycota; Agaricomycetes; Agaricales; Mycenaceae
Product: Amino acid permease/ SLC12A domain-containing protein
Exons: 13
Coding region: 1-1695 (564 amino acids)
Biological process (GO): amino acid transmembrane transport
Cellular component (GO): membrane
Molecular function (GO): amino acid transmembrane transporter activity
Source: RefSeq, a predicted model, not a curated record